AUGCCAACAUCUUGUUUACUAGUUGGGUCUAACCCAAAUGUUGCAUUUUACGCUUGGAGAUUUUAUCAAUCAAACACGGUUGCCGUGUCAAUAAUGAAUUCAAGUGUUGAUCCUAAAUCCCCUAUUACAUGGAAAUCAUCUCAACUUGGAAUGUCCCAAUAUACCCCCGAUAAUUCAUAUUCAUCAUUCAAACAGAUCCCUAAUUCCCAAAAGUUUGAUAUUGUUAUCACCAGUUGUAGUUCUUUGCAAGAUUUUCAAGGCAUAUGUCAAGGGUUAACCCAUUUACUUCAUCAGGAUUCUAUAAUAUUGGUGGAACUGACAGGCUACAUUAAAUUGGAACCGUAUGUGUCGACCAACUUCCCUAAUAACCCUUCCCUUGUUGUUGGAUCUAUCAUGAAUGAGAGUGAUGUUAGAAUGGUAUCGCGCAAUGAAUAUUACCACCAAAUUAGAAAUAAAGAUUCACGAAUUUAUCUUGGUUGCACCACCUCUGAUUCCACAUCAUCUAAAAUAGCUAAUAAUAAAAAUUUUCAAAAAGUUUAUAAAUUACUACAGACCGUACAAGAAGAAUCUCAUGGUUCCAUUACAUUGUUGAAAUCUUUAAAUCCAACUGAAUUUACCACUUAUCAAUGGAAAUUGGCAUUGCCUCGUGUAAUUUUUAGUCCAAUCAUGACGCUAUUUGAACUUGAAUUCCCUGAAGCAUUGGAAAAGCAUAUAUUGUCAAAACCGUUGAUUACUGGGUUGAUAAACGAGUUAUUUAAGCUCAUUAAAAAAAUGGGUUGCAAAUUGGUCAAAGGGUUUGAGAAUGAAAAAAAUUUGUUAAACUAUUGGGAGAAUGUUUUCCCAACAGUAAACCAAAAUGAGAAUUUUAUGAAUUCCCCCAAUUUUUUCUAUAAUUUCCACAAACAAUAUGAUUUAGAACUUGAUUUAUUAUUAUUGCAACCAAUUUUAUUAAGUGAUGAUAAUGGAGUGAGAACGCCUUACUUGGAAAACAUUUAUUCCACUAUGAAUCAAUUUCAAAAAAUCAAUUCACCUACUGGUUCUUUGUUUUUCGAACGAAAAUCUUCUUCCAAGAAUUCUUCUGCCACCAAUGGUGCCUCUUCUAAAGAGUUAGAUGAGAAUAUCCAGGGAAAAUUACAAAAACAAAAGAAAUUAGAUCUAGCAAUAAAAGAUAUUGAAAUUGCCAAGAUCAGCUUGGAUAACGAUAUGAUCAAACAAGAAAUGAAUUUGAAAAGCAUCCAACAAAAGAUUGUCGAUGCUGAAUCCAAAUUAUCAAACUUACAAUAUGAUCAAGACAGGAAAACCAAAUCCAUUCAGUAUGAGAAUGAGGAAAAAAUAAAACAACUUAUUAAUGAACACGAACGUACAUACCGAUCAUUAGAUGAACAACAUCAACAGAAAAUUAAAAGUUUAGAACAGGAACACACAUCAUUAGAAGCGAAAUAUAAACAAAAAAUUAAAGAGUUAGAAGAACAAUACAAUAGAAAGAAUCAAUCAAUACCAGUAAACAACACAUCACCAGUUUCAAUACCGGAACAACAACCAACACCAGUACAAGAAAAUACUGUAUCUGGUGCCAAAAAUGUUAACCGUGAUUCGGUCAUGACUCUGGAUGGGUUCCAAGAUUAUAAACAUUUGGUAGAAUAUGAAGGAGCUAUUGGUCCAAAUACUCCCGUUAUCCAACAAAAACCACAAAAUUCUCCUGUUGAACCUAGAAACCAAAAUGGCAGUGGCAAUUUUGUUGAUGCUAAUGGUGGCGGGGCUCAAGUAUUUAGACCACAUCAAAGUGAUAGAGAAGGUCAACCACAACAACAGCAACAACAAUAUCAGUCCUAUAACAACGGAUCUCAACCUAAUGGCUACGCUUCUUCGCAACAACAAUACUAUGAUCAACAACAACAACAACAACCACAGCAACAAUAUAGAAAUGGUCCACCACCAAUGCAACAAUAUUAUAAUAACAACAAUGGAGCAAUUCCACCACCACAGCAGCAAUAUUAUCAAAAUAUUAACCAACCAAAUUCAAGACCUCCAUACAAUCAAGGUAAUGGAAAUAUGUAUGCCAACGACCAAGCUCCACCUCAUGGAUUACCAAAUGGUGGAAUGUCUCAAGGCAAUUUCCCACCUAACUUGAGACCUAAUGGAUCAAUGCCAGGACUUAACAAGUAUCAGCAGUAUCCACCUAUGCAUUCAAAUCCUCAACAUCAAAAUAUGCCACAAAAAAGAUUGGAUUCAUUGACUGGAUCUAUCAGUUCAUAUUACGAUUUUCAACAACAGCAACAGCAACAAACGCAACAUCAACAACCACCACAAUCACAACCACAACCACAUCAACAUCAUAGUUUCAAUAAUGCUGCCCCAAUUGAUCCAUUCCUUGAACAACGAUUCAAAACCAACCCAAAGAAAUCAAAUCGUCGUUCUCAGAUGCCUCUUGCUGGUAAUAUAGAUGGUUUAGAUAUGGGAGGUAGAGGUGGUAUGCCAUUACCAGGAACCAAUCGUAAAUCCAUGAAUGUGAUUAGCAAUUAUGGAAAUGGUAAUGGAAUUGCUCCAGCAUCUAGACGUGCUAGUUCUGGUGGUCCUCUUAUGUUAAACGGUAAUGGUGGUCAGCAAGUGUCCCAACAACAACAACAACAACAACAACAACAGGGACCACACACCCUGCAACAUGGAAAUUAUUUGAGACCACCUAGUAUGAAUGAUUCACAAACUUCUUCGUCUUCGGCCAAUUCUAAUGAUACACCCAAGACACAAAAUGAUACUAUUCAAUUGAACGUUCCUACUAUGGAUUCAAUGAAUGCUAAACCAUUAGGAGGGAUUGCUUCAGGUAACAACAACAACAAUAAUAACAACAACCACUCGCAUGAGAAGAAGAAAAAAGGGAUCUUUGGUAAAAAAAAGUAA
Molecule: messenger RNA, 2898 nt
Organism: Candida dubliniensis CD36
Lineage: Eukaryota; Fungi; Ascomycota; Pichiomycetes; Serinales; Debaryomycetaceae
Exons: 1
Coding region: 1-2898 (965 amino acids)
Cellular component (GO): cytoplasm
Molecular function (GO): oxidoreductase activity
Source: RefSeq, a predicted model, not a curated record